CUCUGUUAACUUUUAAAAUAUGUAUGACUUGAAAAAGGGGAAGUGAGUCAGAUCUGCAACAGCACAUUCUGCUUUAUAUUUAGUGUGAAGCACUUUCUUCGCGGUCACAUUCAGCCACACUGAUCUGUCUGUAAGGGUGUUUAAUACUAAUGGCUCAUUAGCAAACCACUGAGGCCACAUCAGAACUCUCUCCUGUCGGAUCCAGCCAUGCUCUCCAAAACCUUGUUGGUAACCCUCACCCUCCUGUCUGUGUCAGGUGUGCUAAGCCAGAGGGGAUGGAGAGUGACUUACACCCCUGAGAGAAUCUGUGCCUUAAAGGGGUCUUCAGUAGACAUGCGCUGCACUUACUCAUAUCCCACAGAUUACACAGUGCAGAAAACAUUGUGGUUUAUUAAUGACUGGCACGGGGUAUGGGACCCUCAAGACCUGUCCAAGGACUCAGAGUACUCUCACCGUGUGAAGUACCUGGGGAAUAAGAACAAUGACUGCACUUUUAGAAUAAACCAGCUGAGAGAAACUGAUUCAGAAACAUACCAAUUCAGGUUCCUGACCGCCCAUGAUAAAUAUACUGGAAAACCUGGUGUCUCUUUGGAAGUCACUGAUCUACAGGUGAUGGUGUAUCCUGACACAGUCACAGACGGACAGAGUGUGAGACUGACCUGUAGCACCAGCUGCACUCUGACUGGCAGACCAGCUUUCAUCUGGUACAGGGACGGAUCUCCUCUGUCCUUCACUGAUCAGAGUCACCAGUUCAGAGCCAGCAGUGAAGACCGAGGCCGCUACACCUGUGCUGUGAAAGGCUAUGAGCUUCAUUCCCCUGCAGUGGCUCUUAAUGUGAGAUAUUCUCCCAAGAGCACCUCAGUAUCAGUGAGUCCCUCUGGUGAAAUAAUGGCGGGCAGUUCAGUGACUCUGACCUGCAGCAGUGAUGCCAACCCACCAGUGCACAGAUACACCUGGUUUAAAAAGAAUGGAAGAUUUAAUCCUUUAUGGAAUGUUUAUAGAUCGAGUUACACCAUUGAAAAAAUCAACUACAAGGAUGCUGAAGAAUACUACUGUGUGGCAGAGAAUGUAAUUGGGACAAACAGGUCUCCUCAUAUAAAUCUCAAAGUGCUGUGUUUGAAGGUUGAAAUAAAUCCUGACUCAGCGAGAGAGGGAGAGAUGGUGACACUAUCCUGUAAAAGCACCUGCACUCGCAGAAGCACCUUUGAGUUCUACAGGAAUGGACAACGUCUAUCUAAUAUUGUCCGCAACCAGUUCAGAGCCAGGAGUGACAAUGCGGGCAACUACUCCUGUCGUGCAGUGUACGAUCGUUUUCUCUAUUCCAACACAGUAAUUCUCAGAGUGAAAUGUCUGGUCUAAGUAAGCUGAUGGAAGGAGAACGUGCCUGCCUCCUGAAGAGUGUUUCUGAUCUGUCAGAAAGGUGUUUGCAGGUUUUUCUUC
Anguilla anguilla (European eel) is the source of this 1440-nucleotide messenger RNA. RefSeq names its product B-cell receptor CD22-like. The coding region runs from base 208 to 1359 and encodes 383 amino acids. The record is from RefSeq and is a predicted model, not a curated record. Lineage: Eukaryota; Metazoa; Chordata; Actinopteri; Anguilliformes; Anguillidae. The transcript is spliced from 7 exons.